Molecule: messenger RNA, 2282 nt
Organism: Labrus bergylta (ballan wrasse)
Lineage: Eukaryota; Metazoa; Chordata; Actinopteri; Labriformes; Labridae
Gene: cuedc1b
Product: CUE domain containing 1b
Molecular function (GO): ubiquitin binding
Source: RefSeq, a predicted model, not a curated record
CAGACAGUCUGCUGUCGGACAGUAUCCUUCUGUUUCACAUUACAAUGAUAAAAGGCUCCUCUCUGCUGCACAGCUGCUCUCUACAUCUACUCUUCAGCUCCGUGUUGUUGUUUCCUGUCCGUGUCUAUCGGCGAGUAAAGUGCUGAUGACGCUGACGUAGCCAUGAACUCUCCCUGGUGGACUCUAACUUGUACCUGUUGACAGAACCCUGAAACACACCCUGAAACACCGUCAGCCAUGUUGGAUGCACCUGAAUAACAAGUAGCUGUGGAGGGGGCGGGUCUCCAGCUGUUCUGAGCUCCCAUCGACUACCUGCCAUGUUUGUGUUAGAAUGAGAAAGUGAGCAGGAGACGGCGAACAGAAGAGAGAGUGACGGGGGCCGCAGCGCUUGUGUUGGUUACAGAGAAGAAGAGCCGUCCAAUCAGGAGGCAGCCCGGCCCAGAGGAUGACCAGCCUGUUUAGGCGCAGCAGCAGCAAUGGCGGCUCCAGAGGUGGCGGCGGCGGAGGGCAGGGGCAGCUCAACAACAGUCGGUCCAAUAGGCAGGUCCGACGCCUGGAGUUCAACCAGGCCAUGGAGGACUUCAAGACCAUGUUCCCCACCAUGGACUACGAGGUCAUCGAGUGUGUGCUGCGCUCCAACAACGGAGCCGUGGACGCCACCAUUGACCAGCUGCUGCAGAUGAGCAUCGAUGGACAGGGCUCCGAUGACAGCUCUGACUCGGAUGACAGCAUUCCAGCAGAGAUUCUGGAUCGGACACUGGAACCUGACAGUUCAGACGAGGAACCGCCGCCCGUCUACUCUCCGCCAACGUAUGACAUGCACAUUUAUGACAGGAAGUACCCAGAAGCCCCGCCCACACCCCCACCCAGAUUUGAAGCUGAACCUCCUUCAGGUCACCAGCAGGUCAGAAGCUACAGGAACUGGAACCCUCCUUUGCUUGGAAACCUCCCAGAUGAUUUCCUGAGGAUCCUGCCCCAACAGCUCGACAGUAUUAAGAGCUCUCAGAGUAGCCUCUCUCAGCCUUCAUCAUCCUCCUCCUCUUCAGUGUCUUCAGUAAGCCAAUGGACAGCCGGCUCUGGGUCACUGUCUGGAGCUGCAGGGACCACAGGAGGUUCAGGUCUGAACUCAGGAGCAACAGAACAAGACAAGAAGCUGAAGCAGUAUUUAGAAGACGAGCGGAUCGCACUGUUUCUCCAGAACGAGGAGUUUAUGAGAGAGCUGCAACGCAACCGCGAGUUCCUCGUUGCCUUGGAGCGAGAUCGCUUGAAGUAUGAGUCAAAGAAAUCAAAGUCCAAUCAUUCAUCUAGCAUGGAGAGUUCCUCAGGAGAACAGUACUCUGCAGCUGCAAUGGAGGCCGUCUCCGACGACGCCAUGUUCAGGGACAAACUCAAACACAUGGGCAAAUCUACCAGGAAGAAGCUGUUUGAAAUCGCCAGAACGUUCUCGGAGAAGACGAAGAGGAGAAAGUCCAAACGGAAGAUGCUCCUGAAGCACCACUCAUUGGGUACAGCCAACUCUACAGCCAACCUCCUGGAUGAUGUGGAGGGAAACCCCUGUGAAGAAGACGGUCGGCCAAGAAGAGCUAACACUCAGGGAGAGAACGAAGAACGUAACGAGUCCUUAUCAUGAUCCUCCCGGGCUUAACCAUAUCAGGGUCACCAUGGCGAUGGCAGCAUGACCUAUGGGCGGCGGCCUUGCAGCUCAUCCUGUCCCCUCCCUCUCUUUCCCCUGAGUGAGAGCAGCCGUGGUGGGCUCCCCUCCCCCUCCCUGGGAGAGGACUGUUUCCAGUACUGUAAAUGUAUAACCUCUGUAUGAUAACUCUGUUCAUAUGUACCUGUAAAUGCUUUAGUCCUGAACACUCUUUCUUAUAACGGCUUCCUUUAGACGGGCAGGAGCCCUAGGGUAGUGGGGAACCUGGUGACCCUCUCAGUAGCAGAUUGUGAGGCUCUGAUUGGCUCCCUCAGGCUGGGCAGCUCCCAGUGCACACGCCCCUUUAUAUACACUAAACCAUGUAGAGCUUUUAUACCAUGUUUUCUUAAAACCCGACUCUAAUAUUUUUGUCUUUUUCAGCGUCGGGGGUUGUGUAACUGAAUUUCUUCUAAUGUGUCCGAACUCUGUGGCCGUUAAAGUCGUGGCUGCACACAAAUGAUAACCAGCUGAUCACGUUUACAGGAGCGAUGAUUCCACGAUCGUUUGGUUUGUCUGGACAGGAGGAGACGAAGCAGAACACGGGUAGAGACUCCACCAGAGUGCGCCAUAUGAUUAAACAGUGACUCCACCA